Suillus discolor is the source of this 1502-nucleotide messenger RNA. Its product is annotated as ERG4 ERG24 ergosterol biosynthesis protein. The record is from RefSeq and is a predicted model, not a curated record. Gene Ontology annotation, molecular function: Delta14-sterol reductase activity. The coding region runs from base 57 to 1382 and encodes 441 amino acids. Gene Ontology annotation, cellular component: endoplasmic reticulum membrane. Gene Ontology annotation, biological process: ergosterol biosynthetic process. The transcript is spliced from 7 exons. NCBI's taxonomy places the organism in Eukaryota, Fungi, Basidiomycota, Agaricomycetes, Boletales, Suillaceae.
GACUCAAACAGAACCACCAUUUACUGCGCGUUUCAUCGCGUUCAAACUUCUCCACAAUGUCGACAACGACAAAAGACGAGUCAGAGCCUGUGGCAGACUUGAAUCCGCGCUCGACGACCUAUGAGUUCCUGGGCCCACCGGGUGCCUUUCUCAUCUCAUUCGGCGUCCCUUUCAUGACGUAUCUCCUAUACUUUGGUUGUUCAGAAGAAUCUGGCGGCUGCCCUCCUCCUUUACAAUCUAUUCCAGACCGGUUCGUGGAAGCAUUGAGUGACAAGACAUUUUGGGCAAGUCUGUGGGAUACCGAGGCCAGUUUGAUUUACUUGGGAUGGUACGCGUUUUGCGUUGUUGCAUGGGCGGUGCUGCCGGGAGAUUUGGUUGAAGGAGUGACCAUGCGUACUGGGGAGAAAAAGAAGUACAAAAUCAAUGCUUUUUCGACGUUCCUUUUUGCAAUGGGCAUUUCCUGUGGCUAUAUCGUUCGCAACGGUCCCGAGUCCUUCACCUUCUUGUAUCAAAAAUGGAUAGGAUUUGUGACUGCUUCGUUGGUUAUGUCCUUGGUGCAAGCCUUCUAUGUGUAUGCAAGUUCGUACCGCACGGGCGCUCUCCUCGCGCUUGGUGGCAACUCGGGAAAUUUCAUUUAUGAUUGGUACAUUGGCCGCGAGUUGAACCCCUCCAUUGGUUCUUUUGACAUCAAGUCCUUCAAUGAGCUCCGCCCUGGCCUCAUCCUCUGGGUGUUGGUGAACAUGAGCAUGGUCUGCGAGCAAGCUGCACGUCGCGGAGGUUUCGCAAACGUGACCGACUCGAUAUGGGUUGUACUCGCAUUCCAGACUUGGUAUGUCGCUGAUGGACUGUAUAACGAGCCCGCCAUUUUGACGACGAUGGACAUCACAACCGAUGGUUUUGGGUUCAUGCUUGCUGUUGGAGACCUCACCUGGGUGCCUUUUGUGUACUCGCUGCAGGCACGCUACCUUGUGUUCAAACCCGUCGAACUUGGACUCCUUCGUACUGCUGGAAUACUUGCGUUCAACCUCCUUGGGUAUUAUGUCUUCCGUGAUGCCAAUGGAGAGAAGAAUGAUUUCAGAAACGGACGCAACCCCAAAAAUUUGAAAUAUUUCACGACGUCUACCGGCUCGAAGCUUCUCACUUCAGGAUGGUGGGGUCGAUCAAGACAUCCCAAUUACUUCGGCGACCUGCUGAUGGCAUUUGCAUGGUCGCUUCCCACUGGGUUCGAUACGCCAAUUACAUACUUCUAUGUUGUGUACUUCGCGGUACUGCUCAUCCACAGGCAGCGCCGUGAUGAUGAAAAUUGUGAGAAAAAGUACGGUAAGGAUUGGGAGACGUACAAGAAGCUGGUACCAUACCGUAUUAUUCCAUAUGUUUACUAGGAACGAUAAAUCGCUACUCACUCUAUGGACGAUCAACUUUGGAGAACGUUAAUGUAUUAUGUUCUGCUGUCCAGUAUUAAUUUUUAUCAUGCAAACGACAGCUGACCGGUUUGCACCAAG